Molecule: messenger RNA, 1010 nt
Organism: Suillus subaureus
Lineage: Eukaryota; Fungi; Basidiomycota; Agaricomycetes; Boletales; Suillaceae
Exons: 4
Coding region: 115-639 (174 amino acids)
Biological process (GO): mRNA export from nucleus
Cellular component (GO): nucleus
Molecular function (GO): mRNA binding
Source: RefSeq, a predicted model, not a curated record
CGUCGCCCCUUUGCCAUCACCACCACCAACCUGUCUACUUUGUUGUUAAGACUCUCAAAACAGCAGUAAUCUCACCCGCUAAUAAUUCACGCGUUCUUUAAAAACUUGGAAAUAAUGGACAAAUCACUUGACGAGGUCAUUUCUUCUCGCCCUAGGGGCACUCGUCGUGGUACUGGUCGUCGCGGAGGUGCAGGAGCCAAGGCUCAACUUCUCGGAACUACUGGCGCCAACCCCGCCACCCGCGCGGCCACUGCCGGCGCUAUUAAAGCCGCAGGCACCACAUCUGCGCAACCCGCCGAUAAAAUCAUUGUUUCCAACCUUCCAACAGAUGUGAAUGAAGUUCAAAUUAGGGAGCUCUUCUCCACUACCGUUGGAGCCCUGCGCGACGUCACUUUGCAUUAUGAUAGCGCUGGACGUUCAAAAGGUGUCGCAGCGGUUCACUUCCAACGCAAGGGCGAUGGUACUUUGGCCUACCAGCAAUAUAACAACCGAUUGAUCGAUGGGAAACGCCCAAUGAAGAUCGAAAUCGUGGUCGACCCCGCACGUCCUGCUCCGCCCGCUUCACUCGUGUCGCGCGUCGCACCUGCCGCUUCUGCUCCUGCAGCUCCAGACGCUCGAAGUGCCAGGUGCGUACACUAAAGUUACUGGUUUCGUUGUCUUACCAAUUCAUAGGCCUGCAACGCGUGGCUCUCGCCGUGGAAGAGGCCGAGGAAGGAAGGGGAAUGAAAGACCUCAGAAGAGCGUUGCUGAUCUUGAUGCAGAGAUGGAGGUUUGUUCUUGAACCUCGUCUCUGGAACAUCAUGUUCAUAUAGAUUUCUCAGGAUUACACUGCGAGCAAUAUCGUUGUUCCCGCCGCUGCUUAAAGUAGCUCGUACUGUGUAUCUGCUAAUGCUGACUGUCUGUUUUGUCCCCCUUUGAUACCGUUCCGAUUUAUUCUUAGUAGUCUGUCCUGUAUUCUACACGCUUGUUUUCCUGGGACUCGAAUUUCUAUUGAGUUAUGAGUCUCUUCA